This is a messenger RNA of Naegleria lovaniensis, 2115 nucleotides long. RefSeq lists its product as uncharacterized. Bases 1 to 2115 code for a protein of 704 amino acids. Lineage: Eukaryota; Heterolobosea; Eutetramitea; Acrasida; Naegleriidae. Gene Ontology annotation, biological process: protein ubiquitination. The record is from RefSeq and is a predicted model, not a curated record. The transcript has a single exon. Gene Ontology annotation, molecular function: ubiquitin-protein transferase activity; protein binding. Gene Ontology annotation, cellular component: cytoplasm.
AUGUCAGCUGCCACAAAUUCCAUCAAGGAUUUAAUAUAUUGUCCCAUUACUAGGCGAAUUAUGAGCGAUCCGGUCGUGACUGCUCUCGGAGAUACCUUUGAAAGAGAAGCCAUUGAAGAAUGGUUACGGAAUAGAGAAACCAAUCCCACGACUGGCGAACCACUUCCCAACAAGCAAUUGUCAUUUAACAAAACUGUCAAACAAAUGAUUGAUGUCUUUUUAGAAAAUCAUCCUGAAUAUCAAUUGAAUUUAGAUGAACGAUAUGUUUCGCAUGGAAUAACAGAAAAAUUGAGAGACGCCUUCGAUUCCAAUGAUGUUUCUGCAAUGAAUUAUUUAUUAUCGAAUCAUCCUUAUUUACAAUUGUAUCAAGAAUUUCAAUGUUGUCCAAUUAUGGUAAAAGGAAAUGCCAGUUAUUUGGAUGAUGGAAAUAUUGCUCACGUAUUGUGUGAAUGCCCCAAUACAGAAUUGAAAUCUUUCAAGGCAUUGAUGGAAUCAUUGCAACGACUCGAAGACAAGCAUAAGGAAGAACGUCCCACUCUUGUCAACCAUUUGAUUUCGAAAACCAUUUUUGGAAAAAACUCGAGAGGUUUCCAACCCAUUCACACGGCUUGCUACUUUAACGAAUGUGAACAAGUGUUUAAGGAACUCAUUCAAAUGCAAGAUCAAUAUUCGACUCUAUACUCUAAAUGUAGUGUCUCUCUCCAACAUGAAGAAUUAGAUCCUCGAUGUCGAAAGAAUGUCUAUCUUUUAAUGUUUAAACUCAUCAUUACAAGCACGCCAGCUCACAAGUUCGUCCCAGAAAAGGAAAAGGAAUUGAAUGACAAGUGCUUGGAUUUCAUUUUUGACAAUUUGGGACUCAGUGGAGAUCAAUUGUUGAGAAUUACUCAUCAAGGAGUUUCCUUGAUUAACUAUGCAAGCAAGUACAAUCGAUUGCAUAUUUUGAAAAAGAUGGUUGAAAAGUCAAAUGUCAACCUCAAUGAACAUGUUGAUACGUUUUAUCACACUCCAUUAACAAGUACAGUUUUAGGAGGAGCACUUGAAGUGGUCAGAUAUCUGGUCGAAGAAGCCAAAGUUGAUGUCGAAUUGUCAGAUGUACCCUCAUACCGAAAAGAUUUUCCAACUGCUUUGCAUUUGGCAGUGCUGAGAGGACAUUUUGAUAUUGCCUUGUUUUUGAUUUCACAUGGAGCCAAUAUCAAUGCCACUUGUAAAAUGUCAACGGUCAAUGGAUCGAGCUCGAGUUCUUCUUGCUUGGAGCCAUCAGAUAUUUGUGUGAAUAGGGCAUUGUUUGGAUCGAACAAAUUUAUGGGUCAAGACUCAUCGCCCUCUCUUGGAAGCUCAUCCUCAACUAAGGAAGAAGAAGUACAUAACAUCAUGACGCUGAGUUUAUUGUUGUGUUCUGAUAGAAAUGACACUAGUAAGAGAGCUUUGGAAUUUAUUUCGCAUUUGGUUUCGAAAUAUAGUUAUGUACCAACUUUUCCUCAAAGUCAAUCAUCUUCCUCCAGUAGCUCCGUUUACUCUACUUCAACGGCUCCAUUUUCUUCUCAACACAAUUCCACUUUGAAUGAACCCAUUUGGUUUUGUAUUCGAACCAUUGCAAGCAAACCAGAAAGCGAACACAUGUUUGAAUGGGUAUUGAAUCAAUUUUAUUCAGACAAGCAGAAAUUAUUCAUGCUGCGAGACAAGCAAAAGAAUAAUGCCUUACAUUGGCUUGCUGCUUAUGCCAGAGUUGAACAUUUGGAAAUGACCAUUCUUCACUUGUCUCAAGUCGAUGUAGAUGUGCACGCAAUGAUGAAUCAAAAGAAUUUACAGGGAGACACUCCAUUGCAUGUUGCUUCUGCAUUGGGUCGAAAGGAUGUUUGUAAAUUAUUGAUUGACUUGGGAGCAGAUGUGAGAAUUAGAAAUACCAAGUUACAAGAUGCUCUUUCUGCUGGGUUUGUGUGUAAUGCAGUUCCAACACUCACUGCUUCGUAUCGAAUGAGUUUGUUGAAGGACUUGCGAAAAUGUGUCGAGAAUCGAGAGAGUGGUAGAACCAUCUUGACCAUGCAAGCAAAGAUUCGAAUGUUAGAAAAGAAAUUGCAAGAGAAUAUGCCAAGUUCCUUAAUGAUUGAUCCUUAA